AUUGUGCCCCGCAGCUGCCGAACCGCCCGCCUGCCCGCCCGCCGCCCGUUCGGCGGCGUCAGUCGGCGAGAGAGUCAGUCCGGUGGUGGGUGCGGAGCCUGGGGCCGUUUCCGAGGCUUCAUCUCCCUGCCCGUUUCCCUCGUCCCUACCCGCUCAGCCUUCGCCCCCCAUCCCGGCUCCGUCACCCUCCCGCCCCCCACACUCAAGACGAGAAUGCCCUGCCCGGAACAACCCAGCAGCACCUAGAUGGCUUUGGUCACGGUCCAGCGGUCGCCUACCCCCAGCACCACCUCCAGCCCCUGCGCCUCGAGCUCUUAUUUGGAAGACAGUGAAUCAGCAGCAUUACUUUGCUGUGAAUGUGGAGAAUCAGAAAUCUUUAGUGAUUUCAAUGAGGCAGACAGUGGGGAGGAGGAAUGCCGGUCACAGCCCAGAAGCAUCAGCGAGAGCUUCCUAACUGUCAAAGGUGCUGCCCUUUUUCUACCACGAGGGAAUGGCUCAUCUACACCAAGAGUCAGCCACAGACGCAACAAGCAUGCAGGUGAUCUCCAACAGCAUCUUCAAGCAAUGUUCAUAUUACUCCGCCCAGAAGACAACAUAAGGCUGGCUGUAAGACUGGAAAGUACUUACCAAAAUCGAACACGCUAUAUGGUUGUGGUUUCAACUAAUGGUAGACAAGACACUGAAGAGAGCAUUGUCCUGGGGAUGGAUUUUUCUUCUAAUGACAGUAGCACUUGUACCAUGGGCUUGGUCUUGCCUCUCUGGAGUGACACCCUAAUUCAUUUGGAUGGUGAUGGUGGGUUCAGCGUAUCAACAGAUAACAGAGUUCACAUAUUCAAGCCUGUAUCUGUGCAAGCAAUGUGGUCUGCACUACAGAGUUUGCACAAGGCUUGUGAAGUGGCCAGAAUGCAUAACUACUAUCCAGGCAGCCUUUUUCUCACUUGGGUGAGUUAUUACGAGAGCCAUAUCAACUCAGAUCAGUCCUCAGUCAAUGAAUGGAAUGCUAUGCAGGAUGUGCAGUCUCAUCGGCCUGACUCUCCAGCCCUCUUCACAGACAUACCAACUGAACGUGAGCGAACAGAAAGGCUUAUUAAGACCAAAUUAAGAGAGAUUAUGAUGCAAAAAGAUUUGGAGAAUAUCACCUCCAAAGAGAUACGCACAGAGUUGGAAAUGCAGAUGGUGUGCAACUUGCGAGAAUUUAAGGAAUUCAUAGAUAAUGAAAUGAUAGUGAUCCUUGGUCAGAUGGAUAGUCCUACACAGAUAUUUGAGCAUGUGUUCCUGGGCUCAGAAUGGAAUGCCUCGAACUUAGAGGACUUGCAGAACCGAGGGGUGCGGUAUAUCUUGAACGUCACUCGAGAGAUAGAUAACUUCUUCCCUGGAGUCUUUGAGUAUCAUAACAUUCGAGUAUAUGAUGAAGAGGCAACAGAUCUCCUGGCUUACUGGAAUGACACUUACAAAUUCAUCUCUAAAGCAAAGAAACAUGGGUCUAAAUGUCUUGUGCACUGCAAAAUGGGGGUGAGUCGCUCAGCCUCCACUGUGAUUGCCUAUGCAAUGAAGGAGUAUGGAUGGAAUCUGGAUCGAGCCUAUGACUAUGUGAAGGAAAGACGAACGGUGACAAAGCCUAACCCCAGCUUCAUGAGACAACUGGAAGAAUACCAAGGGAUCUUGCUGGCCAGCAAACAGAGGCAUAACAAACUCUGGAGAUCUCAUUCAGACAGUGACCUUUCAGACCACCAUGAACCCAUCUGUAAACCUGGGCUCGAGCUCAACAAGAAGGAGAUGACCACGUCAGCAGACCAGAUCACUGAGGUGAAGACUGUGGAGAACCUUGCAGCCAUGCCUCCUGUCUUUGUGGAACACAUGCUCCCACAGGAUGCAAGUCAGACAGGAGUGUGCACCAAAGAAAGACUCAUCUGCCUGGAGCUCUCUUCACAGGAGUUUCGUGCUGGGCAGAUUGAAGACGAAUUAAACUUAAAUGACAUCAAUGGAUGCUCGUCAGGGUGUUGUCUCAGUGAAUCAAAAUUCCCUCUUGACAACUGCCAUGCAUCUAAAGCCUUACUCCAACCUGGACAGGCCCCAGACAUUGCCAACAAGUUCCCAGACUUAGCAGUGGAAGAUUUGGAGACGGACGCACUGAAAGCAGACAUGAAUGUCCACUUACUGCCAAUGGAAGAGUUGACAUCGAGACUGAAAGACCUCCCCAUGUCACCUGAUCUGGAGUCACCAAGCCCCCAAGCUAGUUGCCAAGCUGCCAUCUCCGAUUUUAGUACAGAUCGUAUUGAUUUUUUUAGUGCCCUAGAGAAAUUUGUAGAGCUUUCUCAAGAAACCCGGUCUCGGUCUUUUUCUCACUCAAGGAUAGAAGAAUUAGGUGGAGGAAGGAGUGAGGGUUGUCGCUUGUCAGUGAUAGAAGUAGCACCUUCAGAAAUGGCAGCCGAUGACCAGAGAAGCAGCUCUUUGAGUAAUACUCCCCACGCCUCUGAAGAGUCUUCCGUGGAUGAGGACCAGUCAAAGGCAAUCUCAGACCUUGUCAGCCCGGACAUCAUCAUGCAAUCUCACUCAGAAAAUGCAAUUUCAGUCAAAGAAAUUGUCACUGAAAUUGAGUCCAUUAGUCAAGGAGUUGGGCAGGUUCAGUUAAAAGGAGAUAUCCUCUCUAACCCAUGCCACACACCAAAGAAGAGCACUGUCCAUGAGCUGCCCCUGGAGAGAGUACAAGCCCUUGAGAACAAACCUGGACAUUUGGAGCAGGACGAGAGUUUCUGUAGUGUCCAGCCAGAACUAGCUAGAGACUUGGGGAAGUGUGCCCCAGAAGAAGGCUGUGUGACCACACACUCAUCCACAGUAGACUUGGAAGAAGAGGAAACAGUUGAGGGGGAACAUGACUGGAGCCCAGGGAUACACUCUGGUGCCAAGUGGUGCCCUGGGUCUGUGAGGCGAGCCACCCUGGAAUUUGAAGAGCGCUUGCGACAAGAGCAAGAGAACCAUGGUACAACCUCUGCAGGUCCCACAUUAUCCAAUCGCAAAAACUCUAAGAAUGAUUCUUCUAUGGCAGACUUAAUGCCAAAAUGGAAAAGUGAUGAAACUGCCCCAGAACAUUCAUUUUUCCUCAAAGAAGCCGAACCGAGCAAGAGUAAAGGGAAAUGCAGUGGUUCUGAAGCCGGAUCACUAUCCCACUGUGAGCAUACUCCCACUGUUCCAGCCUCUGAGCUGCUGGAGCAUCAUCCCUUGCCAGCUCCUCAGGACUGCCUAGGGUCAGAUAGUAGAAGUAAGACGUGGGAAGGGGAGCUGAAGAAGCAGAGGACUGUGGUUCCAAGCCAGGAAUGUGAGACACAGGCCGUCCUUCUUCCCCUGCCCAAGAAAAUAGAAAUCAUUGAGUAUACACCAACAGUUACCUCACUGGAUCACACUGAGCCAGGAGGUGAGACAACACACAGCAAAGAGGGUGAGAAGCAAGGACUGAGGAGCGUGAAGAUGGAGAGGUCUGUCACUAUGUUUUGUGCUCUAGAUGAAAAUCUGAACAGGACUCUGGACCCCAGUCAAGUUUCUCUGCAUCCCCAAGUGCUACCUCUGCCUCAUUCUUCCUCUGAGUAUGACAGGCCCACUGACCCAAGCUCUAUGUUAAGUAGCCCUCAAGACAAAGGGGACAGUCCAUCCACACCCUUCAAGACAGCAGCACCUUUUGUCAGUUUCAGUACCCAGGGAGCAUCUGUCAGCUUGGAUUGUUUGCUUCCCCAUUCCGUGGUUCACCUGGAAGGCUGCACAGAGCAAAGCAGUAGCACAGACAGUGAGCUGUCUUCAGAGCGGGUUAGCUGGGAGGAGAGCAGGGGGGACUUCCUUUGCAGUGGUAGUAGAAUGGCAUACAUGUCCUCCCCAUUAACUAACAAAGACCUAAGUUUAAUUAACAAAGUUGGUGACAGUGUUGGCGUGUUACAGAAAAAACUGGACCCCUCACCCGAAGCCUGUCGAAUCCCACAUAGCUCUAGUAGUGAGAAUAUAAGAGAUGUCAGCCACAGCCCUGGUGUGGUGAAGGAACACACUAAAGAAGUUGAGUCUCGAGUGAUCUUCCAGGCAGGGUUCUCCAAAACAUCACCAGUGCAGCGCUCGGCUUCCCUUGCCAAGCUGAGUUACCUGGACCUUUGUAAAGACUACUUACCGGAUAGAGAGCUUGUCUCCUCAGAAUCCCCUCACCUCAAACUGCUUCAGCCCUUCCUCAGAACAGACUCAGGCAUGCAUGCCUUGAUGGCCCACAAGCCCUCCGAGAGCCCAGGCGCCCACCAGAGCCCACAGCCCACCAAGUAUUCUGUAGAGCAACUCAAAACAGCAGAGUGUGUUGUGCAGAGCAAACCAGUGGAGAGGUCCAGUGUGCAGUAUGCCAAAGAGUUUGGUUACAGUCAGCAGCAGUGUUUGCUCCCCAAGGCAAGACCGGGAUUGACUAGUUCUGAAGGAGGCCUUCCUUUGCUACAGACACAGGGUCUGCAAUAUACAGGCCCCUCUCCAGGGCUGGCUGUGGCACCCCGUCAGCAACAUGGCAGAACUCACCCCCUUAGGAGACUGAAAAGAGCAAAUGAUAAAAAACGGACAACCAACCCCUUCUAUAACACCAUGUGAUCCUGAGCCCACACACUUGAUUUUCUAAGAAAAUGUUUGUUAAAGGGGUGGUGUAAUAUGUAAGGAACAUGCACUUUAUUGGUUAAUUUUAUAAUAUUUUUGGUCAUUUUACUGUUCCUGGCUCAUGCAGGGUUUGGGUUUUUCCAUGUGUGUGCGUGCAUGUAUGUAUGUGUGUAUGCGUGUGCAUGUGUGUGUGUAUGUAUGUAUGUAUGUAUGUGUACUGAUUUGGAUGGCAAGAUCAUUUUAUUUUUUUUAUUUUUUAAAAAUUCAAACCUCAAAACAAAUUUUUUUUCAAAGAGCACCUUUAUCAAAGGCAAAUUGCUGUUUUUCAAUCAACUGCCACCUGUCUCUUCUCCUUUUGCCCUCUGAGAAAAGACAUGCCUGCUCGGUUGAGAGAAAAAACCAGAUGGGGUAGGUGGCCCUGAAGCUGGGAACUGAAGGCGACCUAUCUGCUGAAGGGCAGAGGGAAGUCACUGGUGUCAUCCUCCUCCAGCCCUCCUUUGGAGUCUGUGAAGUUACUGCUCUGCUUUGUUCUAGGAGGCAGUUGAGACUCCCAUUUCUUCUGAUAUUCCAAAAUGCAUCGAUCAUUAGAGGAAAAAGGAGUAGUAAUUGGCCUACUGAUAGAAAUGGACGAAGCCAAUAAUUUUCCCCAAGAAAACAAUCUGAAAAUCAAAGGGAACCCUAAUCAAAAUUCAAGGUCAUCUGUAGAGAGAAGGUGGAGUCAAAGGUGGAAAUACAGCCCCUGAGUGGCUGCAGGGGCGGGGGAGGGGGGCAGUGGAAUCCACCCAGGUGAGUCCUGGCCCUGCUGCCAGAUCCCCGCUUGCCCGAUGACAGGCUGUGCCACCGCUCCCCAACUAAAGACCUGGAAACAGGCUUGAAGAACAGCCAAGUCAGUGUGUUCUUGUAAAAUGAAUACAUACUAUGGGGUUUUCACCCUGUUACUUGAAUACUCUGUGGGCCUUCUGAGUUUAAUGGUCGUGGUUUUCCAGUUGAUUUCUUCUCUCUUGCUGUUUCUCCAUCCUGUCCUUUUCUUAAUUUCACAAAUUAUAUUUUGUUACAUUACAUAUAUAGAACCUAUUAACACUUGAUGCAAGUUUUCCCCCUAACUUUUCCUGGGUUUGUCUUUCCCUACAGUUCAUACACAGUAUUUAUGUACAUAAUGUCAGUUCUUUAGUGGUUCACGGUUGAUAUUGGGGGUCUUUUGAUUUAUUCUUGUUAAGGAGUAGAGUUGCAACUGGAAAAGAGUGAGAUACCAGAAAUAAACUGGUAGUUUUUGGUAGAAACCUUUAUUUUAAAUGAAAACUUGUCAUUGCCAGCUCCUGCCAAAUUAAGUACUUCCUCUUAAGAAACCCCUGCAGACUCCCACUUGAUCACAUUGAACGCUGCUGGCUUCUGCUUGAGGCUCAAGUCCCAGGUCACCGUCUGCCAGUAAUUGAAGCCCAGCCAGAUAUGUGUCAUCGCUGCCCAAAGUAGGAGGCUCCUGGUGUGAGGCUGAGAGGCUGGGGCGGCUCAGCCAAGGGUACAGAUUCCAUUUAGGAUGCUAUCGCUUUGUUGCCCUCCUGCUGCUCUUUAACACUGGCCUAUCUACUGCAAGUAUGCCUCUGAGAAUAGUACAGAAAACACCUGGCGGUAGCCACCACAACUCAGCAAAACGGAAGAGGUCUGCAGUGUGCUUCCUGCUUGGCUUUUGUUGAUGUCUGCAAUGCUGAGAAUUGUCUGGGUAGGAGCCAGGGGCUUGGGUUUUUAAUUCAUCAUAGCCCUAGUUGGAAAAGGACAGACACACAGAUUAUCACUAGAGGCAGACUUUGGAGGGAACAGGUAGUAGGGUGCAGGAAAAGUAGACUGCAGCCAUUUUCAAGUGCUCCAGAGCUGGGAGUCCACUUGCCAAGCAGUUAGAGACCACCUGCUGAAAAUAUGUGGUGUAGAAGUUAUAUAUCCCUGUGCUGUCUUUCAGUAGUUUCUUUAAAUGUCACAGCUUUGCGCUGGAUAUUUGUGUGUUGUCUCACUAGGUGGUAUGUAUCAUUGUGAGGGAGGCUUGGGAGGAAGGAUGGUGGCUUCCAGGACCUAUCUGCUAAAGAAUCCUGUCUACCAGUAUGGUGGGAGAAUGAGAAGUUCUGAUAGGGUGAGGAGUGUUUACAUCAAGGUUGAGAGAGUGCAUCACCAAAAAAUAAUAAUGAAAGCUGGGUGUAGUGGCUCACAUCUGCAGUCCCAGCACUUGGGAGGCUGAGGCAGAAGGAUCACUAUGAGCUGGAUGCCAACUUUAGCUACAGAGUGAGACCCUGUCUCAAAAAAAGUAGCAUCCAUAUGCCACACAUUAUCAGCAGUGGGCACUGCUCUCUCAUCUCCCAGUAUAGAAUAUCCUCACUGCAUCUCUCACAGCAGAGACUGAGAAAAUGCCCAAUAAGGGCACUGGGGAGCAGACAGACAGACAGACGACAACACCUGUUUUUGUUUUCAACAUUUAAAGAAUGGGAGAAACCAUCUUCUGCUGUGUUCCUUCUUAAUUGUAUUUUCUAUCAUUUAACUCGCCUGCCUAGGUAUCUUCCACACAGGGUCUACAAUGCAGCGAUGCCAAAGGGUCUUGCCAGCCCUCCAAACCCCAACGCUUGGGUUUUUCCUAAGUCAUGUGUAUGGCUAAGGGGGGUACAUAUUAAGCUGUUGAAGACUUUUUACUUUAGCAUUUGAUAAUUUCAGAUUGUUUGGGGGGGUUUUUUGUUUGUUUUUUUUGUUUUUUUUGUUUUUUGUUUUUGUUUUUUCUGUUCAUGGAAAGCCUGGACCUAACUCUGAUGAACUGCUAAACAGGAAAAACCUUGACCUCCUGACUAGUGCUUAACCUCUUGCUCAAUGCCUCAGUCUCUCUUUACUGUUUUUAAGACCACAGUAGUCCUUUCAGUAGGUCUGGAAAAGUGUCUAAGCACACAUGUGGACACUUAGACAGGGAGCUGACAUUUCAGUGCCUGGGCUAACAGCCCCAAGAGCAGCAGGGUUAGAGCAAUAGCCUGACUGUGUUGAGCUCUACCCAACUAUCAGGAGAGGACCCAGCCCUGUGUUGUUUUCAGAACAGCAGCAGUGGGUGGUGUGGGCACUGCAUAGUAGGGAGCACUUCUUAUGUUUGGUUGUCUCUGGUUCUUUUUAACAUAAUCGUUCCUGUCCCUGCAUCCCCACCUCUUCAGCAUUUUGGCGGUAUCCUGCUUUGUACCUUUGUCUCUGCUGCUAUUUCCUUCUUUCUCAUUCCGGGAACUACCAAGAGCUCCAGGGACAGUCUGGAGAUACAUCCCAGGCUCCAAGGUCUCUUGCUCCUGAGCCCAGAUGCUUCCUCUGAGAGGCCUCUGACACAAUGGCUCUGCACAGGACUCUGCACCUGAGGUUCUCUUUCAGUAAAGAUGUUCUGUGGGAGUUGGAUUUUUAUUAUUUUCUAAGAAAGCAUUAUGCAAAAAGUUUCAAGGGCAUUUUAAAGAAAAGCCAUUUUUCUUGGCUUUUUCAAACAACUAUCUGUGGAUACUUUGUUUACUUUGUGAGUAUUAAAAUAUGCAUCAUCGCUGUGGCCUCAGGCACUGAAGCCAUGGCUGUCCCAUGAGUCCUCCCCCAGAGAAAAUGCCAUAUUAUUGUCAGCCCUUGUGGGUAAGUGGGUCAGAUGUGGAGCCGAUCUCCAUCUGUGUCCUGUACUCACAUCCAGCAGUCCUUUCUCAGUGCUGGUGUGUCUCCAUAGUGAUGGUCGUGAUGGUGAAUGGAUAGUAUGAUUGUUUGGUUUUCGCUUUUUAACGGUAGACAAGGUGACAUUCCGUUGUUUCAGCACCAAUCCAACUUAAAAGAUCAUAGACUUCGUUAUCCCUUCCAAACUAAAAGAUCAAGCAUGUAUUGGACAUAAGUGUAUGUGUUGCCCCGACUCAUCUGGCACCCAUAUUAGUAAAAGGCCUGUCACCAAAGCAGGAAGCCGCACGCUCCUCUCUCCAGGGCUUUGGGACCUCUUGAUGCCAUGAAGAGCUAUUGCAAGGUGCUUCUGUAUUGCUCCAGCCUGAAGCAGAGAUGACUAGGCCUGCUUCUGCUAGGAAGAGAACCAGCCUCAUCUCAUUGCCCCAGAGAUCUAGGAUAGGAUUUCUAAACUGGAAUCAACCCUUACCAGCUUGAAGAGCCCCACCCCACCCUAGGUAUAGGGCUGGUGCUGCCAUCCACAGCAAUGCUGGUGGCAGUGUCCUGCCUACAGAGAGCAAAUGCCCCAAAUGGAAAGCUGGGGGACUGACAUGUUUCCUAGUCAGUCAGCCCACUGGGAAUUGAUGGGGUUUGUUUUAUUUGAUUGAUUUGCUUGGCAUAGCUAAAGGUGCCUUUCCCUCCCUCCCCCCUUUCAACCUUGUUUUGUAAGACUUGUUUGAAACCCAAACAAGUCCAAAAGACUCGCACUGACUGUUACCUUUGUCCAGGCUAUCCCAAACUUCUAUAUGCUCUCAUUUUAUUAAAAGCAGGUGCUCCCUGGAAUCUCUGGGACCUUUUUGAGGCAUUUAAAGCAGAAUAUAAAGAGUGGUCUCAUCUCCUUCCUUAAUCCUGGUGGUUGGGAUGUCCCACUUGUAUCAUAGUUGUUUUUAUUAUUACUGAUGUGCUCCGCUGUUUUUAAAUGUGAACUUGUGCGCAGAUGUGCAGAUUCAAUGUUCUUGUUACAGAUUGAAUAAAUUUUUAUUUUGAAGA
Molecule: messenger RNA, 9282 nt
Organism: Mastomys coucha (southern multimammate mouse)
Lineage: Eukaryota; Metazoa; Chordata; Mammalia; Rodentia; Muridae
Gene: Ssh2
Product: slingshot protein phosphatase 2
Exons: 16
Coding region: 247-4602 (1451 amino acids)
Biological process (GO): protein dephosphorylation; negative regulation of actin filament polymerization; actin cytoskeleton organization
Cellular component (GO): cytoplasm
Molecular function (GO): actin binding; protein tyrosine/serine/threonine phosphatase activity
Source: RefSeq, a predicted model, not a curated record